Molecule: messenger RNA, 609 nt
Organism: Falco peregrinus (peregrine falcon)
Lineage: Eukaryota; Metazoa; Chordata; Aves; Falconiformes; Falconidae
Gene: STK33
Product: serine/threonine kinase 33
Biological process (GO): protein phosphorylation
Molecular function (GO): protein kinase activity; ATP binding
Source: RefSeq, a predicted model, not a curated record
AUGUGUUUUCCAUCAAUAACUAAAGGUAGAAGUUCUGCCAUGAAGCUGCUUGAACAGGAGGUGAGCAUCUCCAAGAGAGUGAAGCGUGAUUAUACAAUACACUUAGAAGAGAUAUUUGAGACACCAAAGCUGAUGCAUCUUGUAAUGGAGCUGUGUGAGGAUGGAGAGCUUAAAAAAAUUAUACGUAGUAAAAGCAUUUUACAGAAAAUUAGUGAAGGCAUAUCACUUAGUCUUGCUUCAGCAACAGCGUAUCUUCACAGAAAUGAAUCUGUUCACAGAGCUCUAAAACUGGAAAACAUUUUAGUUAAAAGCAGUGACAUCGAUGAAGCAAAUGAAAUGAAAUUAAACAUAAAGUCCACUUCCAUCUGCAGAAACCAUCGUGGCCAGCUACCCUUGCUUCAUGGCCUUGCUUUACAUAUGCAUUUGCAACAGCAACUAUCACACUCUACCAUCUCUCCUUCAAGGUGCGAGCAUUUUUCUUGGCCUCCAUCCUGUGAACGAGAACACGUCAUCAAGCACAACGGCAUCAUGCCUAGGACAGGCACCUCCGAAAUGUUCCCUGGUGCGGCCUUCCACCUGGGCAGUGAACACGUCAUAACUGCUUUCUGA